Molecule: messenger RNA, 1712 nt
Organism: Wyeomyia smithii (pitcher-plant mosquito)
Lineage: Eukaryota; Metazoa; Arthropoda; Insecta; Diptera; Culicidae
Gene: Tgt
Product: queuine tRNA-ribosyltransferase catalytic subunit
Exons: 3
Coding region: 316-1659 (447 amino acids)
Cellular component (GO): cytosol
Molecular function (GO): tRNA-guanosine(34) queuine transglycosylase activity
Source: RefSeq, a predicted model, not a curated record
AAAAAGCAAAAAAUAUUAAGCUGUUCUUUCUCGAGCUUCAAGCCACAGUUUGUAUAAAAUUUAUUCCGAGAAUCUGUAGAAAUAUAUUUUGCACUGGGAUGUGGGAUUUCCUCUUAUUUUUUAGUUCUCAUUCGUCGUGUGUUAACUUCAAUGUAUGUGUAUGUGUCAUUAUUUUUUUAAUGAAUGAAUAUUAUGUUCAGUCUGUGUGCACCUAUAAGUUCCAGGCUUCCAGGUGCGCUAGCAAACAGCAUGCUUUCAUUGCGACCCCGGUAGGGUAAGCAUGCAUCUACUUCAAAGAAGUUAAUUUCGAGUAUUAUGUACACAAAACUUUGCGUAGUUUCGAGUAAAUACAGUAUACUUUUUAAUAAAGGAACGCGAUCAACUCAAGCGCUUUCCGUUCAUAGUCGCCCGCUAUUCAGAAGGAGUCACACACCUGCUACUAGUGCUUCGUUUACCGCUAAUAUGACGGAGGAAAUAAAGUCCGCUGAUGAUCCUCCACUGCGAUACCGUGUAGUGGCCAAAUGUUCCCGAACGAAAGCUCGAGUCGGACUGAUGCAGUUGCGUCAUAGUGAUGUCGAUACACCGGUCUUUAUGCCUGUCGGAACGCAGGGAACCCUCAAAGGAUUACUACCAGAUGAAAUACUGAAGUUAGGUUGUCAAAUCAUGCUGGGAAACACAUAUCAUCUAGGAAUGCGACCAGGAACGGAAAUUCUGGAAAAAGCCGGUGGAUUGCACCAGUUCAUGGGUUGGCCUCGAGCAUUACUAACAGACUCUGGGGGUUUCCAGAUGGUUUCUCUACUUCAACUCGCUGAAAUCACUGAAGAAGGGGUUAAAUUUGAAUCGCCCUAUGAUAAGAGCGAAAGCAUGCUAACUCCGGAACGUUCCAUGGAAAUUCAGAAUGCAAUCGGUGCGGAUAUAAUGAUGCAGUUAGAUGAUGUGGUUAAGACAACCACGACUGGACCCAGGGUAGAGGAGGCAAUGCAGAGAACAAUCCGCUGGUUAGAUCGAAGUAUCGAGGCUCACAGUCGAGAUAAUGAACAAAGUAUUUUUCCUAUUGUUCAAGGGGGUUUGCAACCCGAGCUUAGGAAAAUUUGCGCUGAAGAGCUCAUCAAGAGGAACACGCGUGGAUUUGCUGUUGGUGGAUUGAGCGGAGGAGAAAGUAAAGAUGAAUUUUGGCGUACGGUGCACCUCUGUACGGAUCUUCUACCCGAAGACAAACCGCGCUACCUUAUGGGUGUCGGCUUUGCCGCGGAUCUGGUAGUGUGUGUAGCACUGGGAAUCGAUAUGUUUGAUUGCGUGUUUCCUACGCGUACAGCGCGUUUCGGCUGUGCAUUAACUCGCAAAGGACAGAUUAAUUUAAAACAGCAAAUUUAUAAAACGGACAUGAAGCCAAUCGACGAAAAUUGUGUUUGCUCGACCUGCCAAACCUACACUCGAUCAUAUUUGCAUCACAUCGUAACUGUAGAGCCGGUAGCUUGCAGUAUAGUUAGCAUCCAUAAUGUCGCUUUUCAAUUAAAACUUAUGAGCGACAUUCGAGAGAGUAUCAAGUCAGACACUUUUCCGGAUUUCAUCCAAAAUUUCAUGAAGGAACGUUUCCCAGAUGAUGAGAUUCCCCAAUGGAUUGUGGAUGCACUGGCUGCGGUAAAUGUUUCAGUUUAGGGAAAAUGUUACAAAUAUUGUAGCGUACAACACAUAAUUUAUUUCGAUAGAUA